AUGCAUAAAAAAACAAAAAAAAAGCCCUCAGUAAUGAUCCGACAAAACGCGCUAUAUACACAGACCAAUUCUCACCAAACCACACCGACGAUGAGAUUGCACGUGCUGGAUUCGGUCCCGAAUGCGAGCUGCUAUCUGUUGGAGAUCAGGGGCGUAUCUAUUUUGAUUGAUUGCGGCGCGGAGUGUUGGAGGGGAGAGGACGGGCAUUUCCCCGAGCUCGGCGGCGGUUCUAGAAGCAGCUCCCCGACGCGUCUGAGGGUAUCAUCAAUCGACGCGUCGGCAAUAGACGUGGUGCUGAUCAGCAACUUUCACUCGUUGAUGGCGCUGCCGCACCUGACAGAGCGAGGCGCGUUUCACGGAAGAGUCUACGCGACAGAGCCCACGGUACAGCUGGGAAAGCACCUGAUGUUCGAUCUCGUUGAUCAGGCAGAAGACUCCCCCGCAGGAGCGCGAAAUCGCGAAGACGCCGCCGAAUGGAGGCAUGCGUACGAUAAAAAAAGUGUGUCCUCGUGUAUAGGAAAAAUUCAGACAUGCGUAUUUGACGAACAGAUUGAGCUCUACGAAGGAGUGAGAGUAACGGCGUUGAGCUCCGGAUACACUCUGGGCAGUUGCAAUUGGAUCAUUGAGUCGGAGUACCGGAAGAUAGGAUAUGUGUCUCAUUCCAGCAUGGCGACUCUGAGUGGUGUUCACACACACGCACAGCCAAUAGAACUGGAGGCGUUGAAGGACUGCGACGCAUUGAUAAUAGCUCAAUUGGCGAACCCAGAGAUACAAACACAAGAUCUACAGCUAGCCAAUCUGUGUAAUCACGUUGGGCUGACAAUUAGUGAGGGUGGCAGCGUCUUGUUGCCCAUACCGCAUGUCAUGGUCGUAGCUGACUUGCUUGACACAUUGCACCAGUACUUAAACAGCGUUGGCCUCCACACCAUUCCCAUCUGUUUUAUAUCGCCCAUUUGUGAUUUUGUAUUUCAAUACUUGAAUAUAUCUGCUGAAUGGCUUGAAAAAUCCAAACAGACGCGCGUAUACAUGCCAGCUAAUCCUUUCAGCCAUCUGCAACUCAUAGAAGCCGGGUCUUUGCUCAAGUUUGAUUCCGUAAAAGACCCCAAGUUUACGGCCUGUCUGAAGAAGCCCUGCAUUUUCCUCGCAUCUGAUAGCUCUAUGCGCGCCGGCGACGCGGUACACUUGCUUCACUCACUCAAAAACGACCCAAAAAACGCGGUCGUCGUCAUUGAUCCGGGCGUGACGGACGUCCGCCGCUGUCUCGUGCCGUUCGAGCCCUACCAACUUAAAGUCCACGUGUGUCACCUAGAUCCGCGUUUGCUUGUAUCCGAAGCAGCAUUGCUCAUCGAAACGUGGAGACCCAGGAGACUCGUCCUUCCAUCGGCCCGCUCUGCGUCCUUCCAGCUCCUACAGACACGUGCUGCCUCCGACUACCCAGACAUCGAAGUUUACACGAUUGACGAAGACUACCUAGAGCUCAGUAUAAAAAGGCGCUACGAUCGUGUCUACAUCCAAUAUGAGCUCGCGAAAACCAUUCGACCAAAACCAGUACACGGCUGUACCCGCAUGGCCGCCAUCAAAGCCACUCUUGCCCAGCACGACGGAGAAACCGUUUUGAAGCCAUCUGCAACCAGCAGCAUUCCGUCUGUUGAAAGCCACUCCCCUUUGCAUUCAGCACUAUGCUGGGGACAACCGAUUCCUAGCUCCGUCUUCGCCGAACUCCAGCGACACGAUAGAGUCCGGCAUCUGUCUAUCCACUACGAAAAUACGCCUUCUCAAGAGCCGAUUGUCUUCAUUCGUGCAUCUUCGCCUUCUCCAGCGAUUAUCUCCUUCUCGCCCACCAGUACUACCAUUCGUACCGACGACCAAGAAACGCGCGCAUGGCUCGCGACAAUUCUGCUCAAGCAGCUGUGCCUUGUCCUGUAGAACCCAGCAGACCGAAAGUAGUCUGCGCGAUUCCUCGGACUCCUCGCCCCUAUCACACGUUCAAGCUCCGUGCCCGAACGAGUACAGUCGCAUAAACAGCGCCAUCGACGCCCCUGUAGCGACCACAAACGUCAGAAAAAUCAGCCGCGUCUUCAACGUCGCGUGCUUCAUGUGCGGCCACAACGCAAGCCCAAUAUGCGCGGACGACACCAAAAAAGCCAGCAAAACGCUAACCCAUCUUACCCAGCCAAACGGAAUCGCGCAAAGCACAGCCCCAAUAAUGUACGCAAACACAGAAUAUCCAUAAAGACACAUCACCUUUGGCAGAGAUAUGUCAAAUUCGUCCAUCACGGUCAUCAAACCCCAAAACGCGAGCGGCACCAAUAUCAUGAAGAGCAAAACAAAGAGCGUAUUGACCGGCAAAGUGCUCAAGUCGUAAAAAAACAACUCUUCUUUCUUUCGAUACAUGUAGCCAAAAUACGAUGUCAAAUUUUCGAACAUCGCGAGCGCGAAGAUAAACGUAAUAGACCCCCAUACAUAACCAUACAAA
Schistocerca gregaria is the source of this 2476-nucleotide messenger RNA. RefSeq names its product integrator complex subunit 9-like. NCBI's taxonomy places the organism in Eukaryota, Metazoa, Arthropoda, Insecta, Orthoptera, Acrididae. The record is from RefSeq and is a predicted model, not a curated record. The transcript has 2 exons. Gene Ontology annotation, cellular component: integrator complex. Bases 1 to 1926 code for a protein of 641 amino acids. Gene Ontology annotation, biological process: snRNA processing.